CUUGACGAUUGAUUUAUGACUGUGGUCUCCAAACUGUUGGAAAACUACAACUCCCAGCAUGCCUGGACAGCCAAAAGAUUGUCAGCCCAUCCAGGGACUAAAGAGCGCUGCCAUGCUAUUACUCACAAUUGCACCUCUGAGUCAGAAUUUGCCUCCAGUCUCGAUAUGUCGGAGCUCCAUAUAUGUGUCCAGCUGGCAGAUCAGCCUCUCUCUCCCAAAUCCAUUGUCCACCUCCCUGCACAUUCCACUGGUGAUGGGGACUCCUCUUGUGGCCACCGAGUAUCCGUUGUCAAGCAGCUGAUCACUGCCACAUUACCAGAGUCACUACCUGACCCAGAGCUAAUAGAUCUGGUGCACUGUGGUCGACGCCUCAGGGAUGAUCAGACUCUGGAGUUCUAUGGAGUGCAGUCAGGGAGCACUGUCCACAUUCUGCGCAGAGCGUGGCCAGAGCCCCCACCUCGGUCUGAACCUGUAGAUAAAAUUGCUGCUAGUCGUGAAUUCCGGGCUCUUCAUACAGCUCUUCAUACUAGCUCUUCCUACCGGGAUGCAGUGUUCAAGCUGCUUGGCAACCGUGAGUCCUUGGAGCAGAUUGUUGUAGCAACUCCUGGCCUUAGUUCUGAUCCUGUAGCCAUGGGGGUUUUGCAGGAUAAAGAUCUGUUCACAGUGUUUACUGAUCCCAGCAUGUUGGACACACUAGUGUCCUCCCACCCAGCCCUUGUAAAUGCCAUAAUACUAAUCCUACAUUCAGUGACUGGAAGUUCUUCGCUACCUCCAACAGAUGGCGCUGCUCACACAGUUCCUCCUGCAACCCUACAUAUGCCAGGUGGAUUCCUUUUUGAUGGUCUGUCAGAUGAAGAGGAUGAGUAUCCACAGACUUCUCGCUCAGGAUCCUCCAGCAGCACAUCUGGUCCCCGACCAGCUUCUCUCGGAUAUACUGGAGCUUCGGGUCCUCGUCCUAUCACUCAAAGUGAACUAGCUACAGCUCUAGCUCUUGCAAGUACCCCAGAGAGCAGCUCUCACACACCAACACCUGGAACACAGGGUCAUUCUUCAGGAACAUCCCCCAUGUCUUCUAGCGUCCAGUCGGGAACACCAAUCACGAAUGACUUGUUCAGCCAAGCUUUGCAACAUGCAUUGCAAGCUUCCAGCCAAACAACACAACAGAACCAGUGGCAGCCUCAGCUACAACAAUUGCGGGAUAUGGGCAUCCGUGAUGAAGAACUCAGUUUGCGGGCAUUACAGGCCACUGGAGGAGACAUUCAGGCUGCUCUGGAACUUAUCUUUGCUGGGGGGGCUUUGUAAUAGAUUUUUACUCUGUAUUGGCAUGGCAGUAUUGUGUCAUCUUAAUUCUUCACUGACUACAACUGUUGUACAGGGAUAACAUUUAUUGAAAAUGAUCAACUUGUUUUGUAGACCCAGAGGCAUAUUUAUUGCAUCACAUGAAUACAGUUUUUUUUGCCAUAACAUUACUUAUUUGCAUGUAUAUAUCAAUAUUGUGUUACAUAAAAAACAUUAAACUGUUUUUCUUUGAAAUAGAUUGCU
Molecule: messenger RNA, 1542 nt
Organism: Hyla sarda
Lineage: Eukaryota; Metazoa; Chordata; Amphibia; Anura; Hylidae
Gene: UBL7
Product: ubiquitin like 7
Exons: 11
Coding region: 16-1302 (428 amino acids)
Biological process (GO): ubiquitin-dependent protein catabolic process
Cellular component (GO): cytosol
Molecular function (GO): polyubiquitin modification-dependent protein binding
Source: RefSeq, a predicted model, not a curated record